Messenger RNA from Salpingoeca rosetta, 723 nucleotides. RefSeq lists its product as uncharacterized. The record is from RefSeq and is a predicted model, not a curated record. Lineage: Eukaryota; Choanoflagellata; Craspedida; Salpingoecidae. The transcript is spliced from 2 exons. Bases 52 to 231 code for a protein of 59 amino acids. Gene Ontology annotation, biological process: mitochondrial electron transport, ubiquinol to cytochrome c.
AGGACAGUGACGAACUUUCUUUGCGUUGCAGCACCGAACACAACAACAGCCAUGUCUUUCGCAAAGACCAUGUACCAGACGGUGUUCCGCCGUCAGUCCACGACUCUCGUCUUCAUCUUUGGUGGAUGCUUUGUGUUUGAGCGCAUCUUCAACCCCCUCACUGACGGCUACUUCCAGUCGCGGAACGCAGGGAAGCUGUACUCGGAUCUGCCCUGUUCCAAGGAGGAGUAAAGGAGCACGACCGACCAUACCGACAAACCUCAAACACCCUCUACCCUCCUCCCUCUCUCUCUCUCGCGUCCACCAUUGACAUUCACGUAAACCCUCUCCCCCCCCCCCCAAACACACACACACGCCCACGCGCUGUUUCCUCUUUACCUUUACUUGUCCAGCUUUCAGCGUGAUCGAGGGCCAUGAACAGCAUGGUCUCGGCCACAUGUUUGUGACUGUUCGCUGCUCCUCCUGCUUGCUUGCUUGCUCGCUGGAGUUGCCCUUCCUGUGUGUCUUCACUUUGUCUGUAGCAGCCACUCGGAGGCGGUGUGUUGCUGACUGUUGUUGCGUUUCUGUGGUGUCUUCGUCUAUUCGUGGCACGUUCCCCCUUGACCAUUGUGUGUAUUCGUGUGUCUCCCCCUCCCCUUCAUCUUGGCGUGCACGGCUGUGCGGUCGUCCUGAUUGUGCUCAUAUGCGGCACUGUGCUGCGCAGUAAAAGCUGCCUCCCUCCCA